Molecule: messenger RNA, 1020 nt
Organism: Tarenaya hassleriana
Lineage: Eukaryota; Viridiplantae; Streptophyta; Magnoliopsida; Brassicales; Cleomaceae
Exons: 6
Coding region: 297-794 (165 amino acids)
Cellular component (GO): mitochondrion
Source: RefSeq, a predicted model, not a curated record
AAUUUUAAAGCACUCGUCUCCAGUAUUCUCUCACGUUACUCGAGGCUCCGUUUAGUUGCCGGGAAAAUCGGCUUCGUCGUCGGCGAGUGGGGACUUCAUCUUAUUGACUAGGGUUUGUCAUCGUUGAGCUAUGGAAGCAAUCGGAAAGGCCGAAGAAACCAUUGUCCCCGAUUUCAUCUGGCUCAAGAGAUUGCGCAACUCGUUUGUUUUCGCCAUCCAUUCGGACUUGGGAUUCUUCGAAAUUAGCUGGAAAUGCCAAUUGGGGACCAGCCACUGUAGUUGGCAUAUUUGCGGGGAUGCUAUACGGAGGGAGCAAAGAGGCUUCUGCUUCUGUGAGCAAGGAUGCAGAAGUAAUGUUAAAGAUGGGUAGUACAUCAGAUAAACGUGAACAGCACCGUUUGAUGCGAGAUGCAAUGGAGAAAAGAUUUCUCAGAGUAACUCGGGGCUCAAUAAUUGGAGGGGUACGGCUCGGGAUGUUCACUGCUGCAUUCUAUGGUCUUCAGAAUCUUCUUGCCGAGCAGAGGGGGACACAUGACGUUUUCAAUGUUGUAGGAGCUGGUUCAGCAACGGCUGCAGCAUUUGGCCUAAUAAUGCCGGGGUCCCUUGCAUGGCGUGCUCGGAAUGUGAUGCUGGGUUCAGUUCUCGGAGCAGCAGUUUGUUUCCCCCUUGGUUGGUUACACCUGAAGCUCUUGGAGAAGGCAAAUGAAGGCAAUCACAUCCCGAGCCACGACAGCCAGGUUAAGGGUGGCGUUGGUGGUGCCAUCGAGAGACUAGAAGAACGGUUGAAACCAUAAAAAGGCAGAGUUUUGUGUUCACAUCAGAUUCGGCUCGGUUGUUAGGGUUAUAAAAUCAUCAGAAACAGUAGCUGUUGAGGAUACAAGAUUAUUGAGAGGUUAGGGUUGGAUUUCCAAGUAUUUAUCUUUGGUACAUAGUCCUCUUUUGAUUGUCUUUUGUCUGAUAUCAGGAAUCCAAUUUGUUGAAAAAUAAGGUAUCUAGUAAUUUUAAAAUUCACAUAAGGAA